Linum tenue is the source of this 1539-nucleotide messenger RNA. NCBI's taxonomy places the organism in Eukaryota, Viridiplantae, Streptophyta, Magnoliopsida, Malpighiales, Linaceae. The record is from the annotation of a GenBank genome assembly.
AAUCUCAUAAUCAAUUUAGCAUAUAUUUAACCAUGAUGUCACCUCUAUUCACCUUUCAAUAACAGAUAAUUGAAAGAAAUGCACGUAACAUUUCAUAAAGUGAGUUUUUUAGUCUCACCAACUAAAAUCAAACCCUAAUCAUAUAAUCAAUUUAUGAGAUGCUCAACCAUCAUGUCACCUCUAUUCACCUUUCCAUCACGGAUUACGAUUAGGCCCACAAAUUAAAAUUGCUUGCAAAUCAGCGGGUCGGCCGACAGAACCCGGCCCUAACCCGAGCUUGUUACCCACCCGACUCGAUGAUCCACUUUGCUGAAAUUUGGAUCUUUUUCUAACCCGGAUCCCGGAGGCGGAAAACCAAGUGCGAGAUGCAGCUGAGAUCCAUUCCCCCGCUCGAAACUGUAAAACCUCAGUAAACCCUUCCCAUCGUUCCGCCCUCCAAAAACUCUCCGGCCACCGCCGUCGUCGAUUCAAACAAUGAUCACCAGAAGCCGGGGACUGCUAUCUUCUCUCCUCUCAUCGACAUCCCUUCUCGCCAACGCGAAACCCACUUCGAGUCCAAUCCCAUUCCCGCCAUUUCAAUCCUUUCAACGCCCAUCCUUCUUCCAUGGCGCUAAUGGGGCAUCUGGGUUUCUGGGUUCCCAUCGAAAUUACAGCUUGUUGAGCUUGAAUGACUUGAGGGACAACAUACCCAGGAAGCAGAAGACCAGAAAGGGGCGCGGGAUUGGGUCAGGGAAGGGGAAGACUGCUGGGAGAGGUCACAAGGGACAGAAAGCUAGAGGGACUCAUAAGUUUGGAUUCGAAGGUGGGCAGACGCCGAUGCGCCGCCGUCUCCCCAAGAGAGGGUUUAAGAAUCCAUUUAGCCUCACUUUCCAGCCAUGUGGCCUGGGAAAGAUUGCAAGGCUUAUAAAUGCUGGGAAGAUAGAUUCUCAUGAAUUGAUCACAAUGAAGACACUCAAGGAUACUGGAGCCAUAGGAAAGCAGAUAGAAGAUGGAGUAAGACUCAUGGGACGUGGCUGUGAGCACAUUGUAUGGCCGAUCCAUAUAGAGGUGUCAAGGACGACUGUUAGAGCCAAGGCAGCAGUCGAAGCAGCUGGAGGAUCGGUCCGACGGGUGCACUACAACAAGUUGGGGUUGCGAGCACUGCUGAAACCAGAGUGGUUCGAGAAGAAGGGAAGGCUUCUGCCCAGGCCAGCUAGACCUCCUCCAAAGUUGAAGCACAAAGUUGAUAGCAUUGGCCGAUUGCCCGCGCCAACCAAACCAAUCCCAUUUUACAUCGUGGAAAAUGAAGGCGACGAGAAGGUGGUGGGGGCAGAAGAAUCUCCCCAGCUCACUGAUUGAUCAAUCAUCUUUUGGUUCGCUUCUUUUUCUCCCCAUUUUUUGGUUAGGAGAGCUGUUGCUGGAAAUAAUAGCCAUCGUUCACAAAAGCUGCACUUUUUGAUUACUGUGUGUGCCCCUUAGUGAUAACUGAUAAUCAUCCUGGAUGUUUUAGAGAAAAAGGACACUCCAAAGCGUUCGUUUUGCUUCUCAACCAUCCUUUCA